Populus euphratica (Euphrates poplar) is the source of this 1027-nucleotide messenger RNA. Its product is annotated as bidirectional sugar transporter SWEET16-like. Gene Ontology annotation, biological process: carbohydrate transport. Gene Ontology annotation, molecular function: sugar transmembrane transporter activity. Bases 50 to 1027 code for a protein of 325 amino acids. The record is from RefSeq and is a predicted model, not a curated record. The transcript is spliced from 7 exons. Lineage: Eukaryota; Viridiplantae; Streptophyta; Magnoliopsida; Malpighiales; Salicaceae. Gene Ontology annotation, cellular component: membrane.
UGCAACUAAUCACAUUGAGUGAAAACGUGGCAAAAAUCUAGAGCUUAAUAUGCUAAAGAAAGUGCAUAUAGAAAGCUUACUUCUUUGUGUCUUCAUACCUUCAAGAACUUCUCUUCGAUCCAUUGCAUUAUUCAUGGCUAGCUUGAGCUUCUUUGUUGGCAUCAUUGGUAAUAUAAUUUCUUUACUGCUUUUUGUUUCUCCAAUAAAGACCUUCUGGGGAGUGGUGAAGAAGAAAUCAACAGAGAAUUACAAAGGGGUUCCAUACAUAACCACACUGCUGAGCACAAGUUUAUGGACAUUCUAUGGACUUAUCAAGCCAGAUAUUCUUGUUGUAUCAGUGAAUGGAGUUGGAGCCAUCUCCCAAUUCAUUUAUGUCACACUAUUUCUCAUUUAUGCCCCCAAGGAUACGAAGGUUACGAUGGCAAAGUUAGCGGCCAUUUUGAAUGUUGGUUUUCUUGGAGCAGUAAUUGUGGUUGCUCUUCUAGCAAUUCAUGGAAAUCUGCGAAUUACCAUCGUUGGAAUUUUAUGUGCUGCAUUAACAAUCGGCAUGUAUGCAGCUCCAUUAUCAGCCAUGAGAAGAGUAAUAAAGACCAAGAGCGUGGAGUACAUGCCAUUUUUGCUCUCUUUUUUCCUGUUCCUCAAUGGAGGUGUUUGGUCAGCUUAUGCAGUGCUUGUCAAAGACUUCUACAUUGGAGUGCCUAAUGCAGUUGGUUUUGUAUUGGGGUCAGCUCAAUUAAUCCUAUAUUUAAUUUACAAGAACAAGUCAGCAUCAGCCAAAGCAAUGAAGGCGAUAGAAGAAGAUGGCUCGGUACACAGAAAUAAGGACGACGAAGAUGACGGUGACGACGAGGGCAACUUGAAGAACAGAAGUCUCAGUAAGGGAAACAGCCUGCCAAAGCCAUCGGUUAAUAGAGAACACAGCUUACAAAAGAUCACGAAGACACUCUCUUCGAGUAAUUACGAGUUGCAAUGUUCAAGUUGGGCUAAUGAGGCUGGUAUUGAGAAUGGGAAACUUGACAACCCUUGA